GCGAACGCUGAAAUAGUCGGCAAACCACAAUGAAACACUGACAAUGACCAUUCAAAAUUUAAACCCUAACGGUUUUUUUUAUGUACGUUAAUUAAUUCAGCUUUGAAACCAGCAGUUUUAAUUGCUUAAUUAUACCUAAAUUUAAUGCAAUAAUAAGUAUGUGCUGAUUGUGCAAUGCUUAUUUAAUCGAAAGCGCAAACUUCGUGCGAAUAAUAGGCAAACCAGGCUAAGUAACGCUUUGAAAUAACUUCGAAAUCUUAUAGAAAUAGAAGAACAUAAGAAGAUAAGCACAUUUGCGUGCAGCUAAUAGUCUUGUCUUUUAGGCAAGCUAGAUUAGGAAUAAACCUAACGCUCAAGAUGCAAGAAAGCAGUCACACAAAUUGAAACAAUUUCUCUUUAACUAGGAUCGGAACAAAGGAAUAUAAUGAAUUGGGCUUACUUCCCCCGGAAUAGACCCACAGACACAACGUAGACACCGUAGAUUGUUCUUGCAGGCUCCAGCAACGCAACCACCAAUUCUUCUUUGUUCUUCGAGUCGGAACUUAUACCAUGGAGCGAUGGGUGGGACAGACCGCGGUGGUGACGGGAGCUGGCUCGGGGAUCGGUGCCGCGACUGCUGCUGCUUUGGCUGAGGCAGGGCUGAGAGUCGUCGCCGUUGAUAUAGCUACUGAGAACGCCAUUACCGAUUAUUUGUCCCCGCUGUUGAAGCCCGAGUUCCUGAAGAACGUGAUCCCGAAGCAGGUGGAUGUGACCGACCACAAGCGGCUCGAGGAGCUGUUCUGCUGGAUCGACAAGUUCGGUGGCGUGAGCGUCCUUGUCAGCUGCGCUGGAGUCAUGUUUCCUGGACAAGUUACAGACGUAGGCAAAGACGUGGUGAGUGCGGAGAAACUAAGCCGGACGCUGGACGUCAACACCAAAGGGGUGAUCCUGUGCGCUAAGUUUGCUGUCGCUUCUAUGAAGAAACGGUGCAUAGACGGCCACAUUGUGAACAUCAAUAGUUUAGCGGGCCACUACGUGCCUUUCAACUCGCACAUGAACGUGUACUCGGCUUCUAAACACGCCAUCACCGCUUUCAACGGAGUUCUCAGCCAUGAGCUAGCUGACUUCAAUAGCAAGAUCAAACUUACGAGCAUCUCACCAGGUAACACGAUGACCGAGCUCGCAAGCAAGUCGCUCGAGUAUGUCAGCAAGGAAUCCAAUAAGUUGGCGCUUCAACCCAGCGAUGUUGCCAGUGCGGUGCUGUACGCGCUUUCUACUCCACCUCACAUUAAUAUAAACGAAUUAACUAUCACAUCAGUAGGAGAGCAGCGGCUAUAAGAAGACUGCAGAAAAGGUAUCCCCUGCAUAGAAGUUUGUAACCUCAAAACAUAGAGAAUGAUCUCUAAUCAUGGAGGUAUUAUGCAAUGCUGUUGUUGCGAUGCGAUAUUCACAAAAAAGCUGUCCUACCUUUGCAUACCUAUAUUAUAUAUAUAUAUAUAUAUAUA
Messenger RNA from Leguminivora glycinivorella, 1484 nucleotides. RefSeq names its product farnesol dehydrogenase-like. NCBI's taxonomy places the organism in Eukaryota, Metazoa, Arthropoda, Insecta, Lepidoptera, Tortricidae. The coding region runs from base 550 to 1317 and encodes 255 amino acids. The record is from RefSeq and is a predicted model, not a curated record. The transcript has 7 exons. Gene Ontology annotation, molecular function: oxidoreductase activity.